GUUCGUUCACCAUGGCCGAUGUCGCCUAUGCCCCGCUUCAAGAGUCGAUCCCCUUCGAGAAGAGGGCUGCCGAGGCCUCCCGGAUCUUGGCCAAGUACCCAGAUCGCGUGCCGGUGAUUUGCGAGAAGUCCCCUUCCACAGAGCUGCCGGAGAUCGAGAA
Molecule: messenger RNA, 160 nt
Organism: Symbiodinium necroappetens
Lineage: Eukaryota; Dinophyceae; Suessiales; Symbiodiniaceae
Source: the annotation of a GenBank genome assembly